Messenger RNA from Penicillium malachiteum, 1575 nucleotides. RefSeq lists its product as uncharacterized. The transcript is spliced from 6 exons. The record is from RefSeq and is a predicted model, not a curated record. Gene Ontology annotation, molecular function: carbohydrate:proton symporter activity. Lineage: Eukaryota; Fungi; Ascomycota; Eurotiomycetes; Eurotiales; Aspergillaceae. Gene Ontology annotation, biological process: carbohydrate transport; transmembrane transport. The coding region runs from base 1 to 1575 and encodes 524 amino acids. Gene Ontology annotation, cellular component: membrane.
AUGUUUGCAGCGUUGAGUGAUGAACGAGCGACGUGGAAGAUAGCCUCCAGGCUAGAAAAGCGUUCACUUUUGUUAUCGGUCAACUGUCUCGUUGGGCUUGCAAUAUUUUUCUUUGCUUAUGACCAGGGCAUGAUGCGCGGAGUCAACGAUUCUCAUGCCUACGUGCACCGAAUGGGAUUAGGAUAUGAGAGCAAUGGUUCCAUAACCGUAACAAAUACCUUAUUGCAAGGUGGUAUUGUGUCAGUUUACUAUCUUGGGACUUUGGUUGGAUGCUUCAUGGGCGGUUAUGUCAGUGAUCGCUACGGUCGCAUUAAGUUGUUCGCUUUCGGGGCUGCUUGGGGGAUAAUUGGAGCCGUGCUUCAAUGCACGGCGAUGAACCCGAGCUGGAUGAUCAUAUCGCGUCUUAUUAACGGAAUUGGUACCGGAAUUCUCAACGCUACUGUACCAGUUUAUGGUUCUGAGCUUGCUGACUAUGAGUCCCGUGGAAUGUUUAUCGCCAUGGAAUUCACAUUGAACAUCGUCGGUGUGGAGGUAGCCUAUUGGCUAGGAUUUGGAGUCAGCUACAUCAAGCACGGGAAUUCCGAGUUUCAAUGGCGUUUUCCCAUUGCUUUUCAUAUUUUCAUGCUUCUUUUCCUCAUCAUCGGAUGCUGGUUCUUCCCCGAGUCACCUCGCUGGCUUUGCAUGAUAGGUCGGCGGGAUGAGGCACUUUAUGUCCUUCAGCGUCUUCGGGGAACCGGGAACGAGCGUGCCAUCAGACUCGAGAUGAGUGAGAUCGAAGCCAUGGUUGAAUUAGAGGCAGACUCCGAGGCGAACAUCACCUAUUUUCAGAUGUUAUUUGGGACUGGUCAGGGAGAUUUGCACGUUGCGCGACGUGUCCAACUCGUGAUUUGGCUACAGAUUCUCCAAUGCUGGUCUGGAAUCGCUGGGGUUACCAUGUAUGCACCAACUAUCUUCAAAAUCGCCGGCUUCGGUUCUCGAAAGACCAUGUGGAUCUCGGGACUGAAUGACAUAUUUUAUGCGUUUGCAACACUGAUCUGUGUCUUCACUUUGGAUCGGAUCGGUCGGCGCUGGAAACUAUGGUGGGGAGCAGCAGGUCAAUCAGCCGCUAUGUUGCUCGCAGGGGUUUAUCUUUAUACAUUCGUCUUCGGUGCUACGUGGCUUACUGUCCCAUGGCUGUAUCCGGCGGAAAUAUUCCCACUGAAGGUGGGAGCCAAAGGCAACGCUUGGGGUGUUGUCGGUUGGAGUUUGGGUAAUGGGUCCUUAACACUGCCCCUCCCCUUCGUCUUCGCUGCUAUUGGAGAAAACACACUGCAUGUAUUUGGUGCAGUCAAUCUUAUCAGCAUUCCUAUUGUAUGGGCUUUCUAUCCUGAAUCCAGCCAGCGUACACAAGAGGAAAUCGAUAUGUUGUUCACUUCAAAGUCCCCAUUUGCUUGGGAUGCAGAGUCCAAUUUCGCCAGACUAAUGGCUGAAACCCCAAAUUCAGGUACCGCUCGUACUCAAAACCGUAUUCACGAUGAUGCUGAAAAAGAACUUUAUGUUCACUUUCAGCACGAUGAGGGAGUGUCUGGAAAAUGA